This is a messenger RNA of Coffea eugenioides, 1402 nucleotides long. Its product is annotated as glucuronoxylan 4-O-methyltransferase 1. The transcript has a single exon. The record is from RefSeq and is a predicted model, not a curated record. Gene Ontology annotation, biological process: xylan biosynthetic process. Lineage: Eukaryota; Viridiplantae; Streptophyta; Magnoliopsida; Gentianales; Rubiaceae. The coding region runs from base 329 to 1192 and encodes 287 amino acids.
AUCACAUCCAUAUCUGUAUCUCGACCUGAUCAACAUCAAAGUACGUAGUAAAGGUCCAUCACCAUCCACUAUUCCAUCCUGACGCGAAAAUCUCCACCAACUUAGCAGAUCUACCAGCAACUAUUUUGCUUCAAUCAAAAUCUUUGUAGUUUCUUUGUCUUCAUCACUUCAUCUCCAAGCAUUACUACAGCUAUCUAAGUGUUUAGUGCUCUCUCUAUCAAUGCAACAUGAUGUACUACGUACACUAUAUUUCAGAAGCAAAUAUAGACCCUUACCACAGGACAGGAUCUCCCCCUGCAGAAACUGAAAGUUUGAUCAUCAGCAAAUCAUGAGGCCUAAGACCCAAAAUCCCCUUAACAUAAAGCUUCUAAUGCUUGGCGUUUUUAUCGCUUUUUUCCUUCUCUUUGUCUUGAGAUCAAGCUUUUCAUCCUCCAAUCAAAGUCCAAUCCCAACUCUUCCAAGACCCUUGAGUGGUCCUUUGAAAGAUGAGAAGAUUUCAAACUGUUCGCCGUCUUGCAACAAAAUCCCGUCCACCUUAGCUCAAGCCAUCAUUCACUAUUCAACCUCCUCCAUCAUUCCACAGCAAACGCUGAAAGAGAUCUCAGUAACCUCCAAGAUUUUGGAGAAGAAGUCCCCUUGUAAUUUCCUUGUGUUCGGGCUAGGCCACGACAGCCUUAUGUGGAGCGCGCUCAACUCUGGUGGACGGACUAUUUUCCUCGAAGAAGACGAGUCCUGGAUUGAGCAAAUUAAGAGAAGAUUUCCAAUGCUAGAGUCGUAUCAUGUUAGCUAUGAUAGCAAAGUGAAUCAGGCAGAUGAGCUGUUGGAGGUGGGCAAAGGGCCCGAGUGCACACCUGUUGCUGAUCCCAGAUACUCAAUGUGCCAGCUUGCCUUAAAGGGCUUGCCUAGUGAAGUUUAUGAGAUAAAAUGGGAUUUGAUCAUGGUUGAUGCUCCAACAGGUUACUAUGACGAAGCUCCAGGGAGAAUGACAGCCAUAUACACAGCCGGGAUGAUGGCGAGGAAUCGAGAAGAUGGAGUAACUGAUGUUUUUGUGCAUGACGUGAAUAGAGAUGUUGAAGAUAAGUUCUCCAGGGCCUUCUUGUGUGAUGCAUACGUGAAGAAACAAGAAGGAAGGAUAAGGCAUUUUAGAAUCCCAAGUUAUAGGAGUAACUUGAACCAGCCCUUCUGCCCGUGAUGAUGUUUCUAGCAUGGUUUUUGUGUACGAGAAUCACGUCGUCAUCGUUCCUUCUAGGAAGCUCUCUUUUUUUUUUUUUUUUUUUUUUUUUUUUCUGCGGCAGGUAUUUUGAGACUUGAUACUGAUGCAAGAUGCUCAGGACUUUCAACUUUUAGUUUGUCGUUUCAUUGAUGAGGGAAAGCACAAGAAAAAUAAAGGUACUAAAGACAA